Corvus hawaiiensis (hawaiian crow) is the source of this 1935-nucleotide messenger RNA. RefSeq names its product paired like homeobox 2A (gene PHOX2A). The transcript has 3 exons. The record is from RefSeq and is a predicted model, not a curated record. Gene Ontology annotation, biological process: regulation of transcription by RNA polymerase II. Lineage: Eukaryota; Metazoa; Chordata; Aves; Passeriformes; Corvidae. Gene Ontology annotation, molecular function: DNA-binding transcription factor activity, RNA polymerase II-specific; RNA polymerase II transcription regulatory region sequence-specific DNA binding. Bases 22 to 846 code for a protein of 274 amino acids.
CGGGGCCGCACCGGACUCGCCAUGGACUACUCCUACCUCAACUCCUACGAGUCCUGCGUGGCCGCCAUGGAGGCGAGCUACGAGUUCAGCCCCUGCAGCCAGGCGGGCUCCUUCCAGUACAGCCCCAUGCGGGGGGGCUUCGGGCCCGCGCCCGCCUGCGCCCCCCUCGCCUCCGCCAGCUGCGCCCUGGGCGCCCUCCGCGACCACCAGCCCUCGCCCUACUCGGCAGUUCCCUACAAAUUCUUCUCGGACCCGUCGGGGAUCAACGAGAAGCGGAAGCAGCGGCGGAUCCGGACAACGUUCACCAGCUCCCAGCUGAAGGAGCUGGAGAGGGUGUUUGCCGAGACCCACUACCCCGACAUCUACACCCGCGAGGAGCUGGCCCUCAAGAUCGACCUCACCGAGGCCCGGGUGCAGGUGUGGUUCCAGAACCGUCGGGCCAAAUUCCGCAAGCAGGAGCGUGCGGCCAAUGCCAAGGGUGCCAGUGGCACCGGCAGCACCGGGAAGAAGUCGGAGCCGCGCUCCUCCUCAGAAGACGACGAAUCCAAGGAAUCCAACUGCAGCCCGACUCCAGACAGCACGGCGUCCCUGCCCGCUGCUGCCAUCGGCAGCCCCGGCGGCAGCCUGAGCCCCAGCCCUGGCGCGGGGGCACCCCUGGGACCCGGCCAUGCCCCCCAGCCCCUCAAGGCACCCCUCUGGGCAGGGGUGGGGGGCGGCAGCGGUGCCCCCAACACGGCCGAGCUGCUGAAGGCCUGGCAGCCCACCGAGGCUGUGCCGGGACCCUUCUCCGGCGUCCUCUCCUCCUUCCAUCGGAAACCAAACGGCAUCAAGACAAACCUCUUCUGAUCGCUGAAUCGCCGGAUCCAGCUGCUCCCCAACCCCCCCUCGGCCCCCACCCUGCACCCUCCACCCACCGCCCCCACCACGGACCCAGCCAUGAUGCUUCAGCAAACGGGGAGAGGGAGCAGGGACCGCCCCCGCCACCUCCCGGACCCUGCGCUGAUGGGACGGACCCGGAGUGGGGGCAGCUCCCACCGUCACCGAUGGGUGCUGCGGGACCAUGGGGUGCCAGGCGGGGGGCACCACCCCCACGCUCAGCCAGCGUGCCCCUGGCAGAGCCUUCGGGUUUGGGGGCUCCCGGCGCACUCCAGGUUUAGGGGUAGAUGCGGGGCUCCCCACAGCACUGCGGGUGCUCCAGCAUCGCCCCAGGAGACCCCCCCCCCUCAAUGGGCUGUGCCGCUGGGCUGGGGGCGAGGAAGCACUUUAUGGGGGGGCUCUGGGGGCCACGGGGUGCGCAGUGCCGGGGAGUCCGGCACGGAGACGCCCCUUGGGGUGGGGAGGAGUUGAUUUCCCCCAGAUCCUGCCUGCUGACAUGGAUUCCCCCCCAGCAGCACCCUGGCGGGAAGAAGACACACCCCCCCACCCCCUUCCCCCCCCGAAGACUUUGGGGAGUAAACGCAGGGCUGGGAGGUUCAGCACUCACCUGCAUUGCUGCAGGCAUUGCCAAUGGGGACGGGGCACCAAAACUGCUGGGGGUGAGGUGGCCUCCCUGAGGGGGCUGUUGUGAGAUGGACCACCCGGAGCAGCCAGUGGGAUGUCUCGGAGUAGCCACGACCCCUUGCCAGCAGCAGGCUGGUGGGAGCUCGGGUGCAGCUGGGACCUCCCCGCCCAUCCCCGCCCAAAGGGUCCCCGAGGGGCGGUGGUGCUGGUGGGCCCCUCGUGCCCAGCCACCCACUACACUGGUGCUGCCAUGCUGGUGGGCUUCAUGGUGAGGAUGCUGGCAGCCCACCCACGUGUCCCUGUUCCCCCUGUAUCCCUCCCAGUCCCCCCCGAGGUGGGUUCCCCACUUUUUUUUGUUUUUUAACCAUUCUGUAAUUUAUUACCCACAUUUGCAAAUGCCACCAAUCCAAAUUAAACUUAAUUUAUUGACGCUGC